AUGAAGACCAUCUACACAGCAAUUCCCUUGGCCGUAUUGGCUGCCGUUGCACAAUCACAGGAGCAUGGCCACCCCCACGACUCUGGCGUGCUCGAUUUCUUGGGCGGCAACACUGAGAAGGGCGAUUUUCUAGGAGAUACGUAUGACCAUGAUUUGCUCGCCGACGGCUUCAACAAGCCUAACAAGAAACCCGAGGGUCAUGGCCCCGACCAAGGUCCCAGUGCGGGUGCUCUGAACGUUCCUCGUGAUGGUGCGUCUGGAUUUGACCCCUCUGCUGGAUUUGAUGCCCACGACGCCGCGUCCAAUAUCAACUCUCCCAAGUUCAACUCUCCGACCAUCUCUCCUGAUGUCAACUCUCCUAUCAGUGGCCCUCACAACUUCAAUGCACAAAAGGGACCACACACUAAUGGCGGAGAUAACGAGAUUGACGGCGGAUACAAAAACGACAACAUCGUCAUCACCCAAGUGGCUGACUACCAGGGUCAGGCUGCUUCGGAGCAGGACAACUACAUUGCUCCCCCGCCGCCACCACCCCCGUUCCCUCACGGAGGCCCUCCUCCUGAGGGGCCUCCCCAUGGUGUUCCUCCCCACGGUGCACCACCUCACGAAGAGGGUGGUGAGCAUGGACCUGAGCAGCUUCCUCCCGGCCAGCACUCUGAACCUCAACACCAUGUCCCAGGACCCUCUGCUGAGAUUCCAACCCCGGAAGGUGGACCAGGCCCAGCUACUGGCCCUGAACACCACGCUCCACCUGCACCAAAGGAGGAGAAGCCAGAGCCUGCUCCUCCAGCACCCCAUGGCCCCCCACAACAGGUUCCUCAAGAGUAUCCUCACCACGAAGAGCCUCCCCACGAAGAGCCUCAUAGCGAGGAGCCCCAUGCCCCCCCUCAACAGGUUCCUCAAGAGUAUCCUCACCACGAAGAGCCUCCCCACGAAGAGCCUCAUAGCGAGGAGCCCCAUGCCCCCCCUCAACAGGUUCCUCAAGAGUAUCCUCACCACGAAGAGCCUCCCCACGAAGAGCCUCAUAGCGAGGAGCCCCAUGCCCCCCCUCAACAGGUUCCUCAAGAGUAUCCUCAACAAGAGCCUCAUCACGAGGAGCCCCAUGCCCCCCCACAACAGGUUCCUCAAGAGUAUCCUCAACAAGAACAGUCUCACCACGAGGAGCCCCAUGCUCCACCCCCUGCUGCGCAUCCAGUCCCAGCCCAGCCCCAGGAAGAACCCCCUCACCCAGACCGCCAGGGAGCGCGAGAAACCCCGUGCACAUUCCACAACCACGAGACUCCCUAUCCUCAAGCACGACCACAAUCUGCCGCUCCCCAACCUGAAUUCGGCCAAGGCUACCCCAAACCCCUUGGAUCAACCCCAGGUGCUCAGCGUGGUGAAGGUGAGGCCUACCCAGCCCAUGCGCACAUCAGCUACGCCGCCCAAUCCAGCGCUGCUUACUCUGCUGUCCGAGUCCACACCGCCAAGCCAUCUUCAGAGGCACGUCCUCACGUCUCCUACCACGUUGAGGCACACUCGUCUUUCGUAGUUGUUAAGCCCUCGCACACACCUAGCACUACGUCCGCUUCUCGCGCUGUUGCUACUCCCGCGCCUCACCCCGGCCCCAGUGCUACUUUUUCUGCCUUUGCUGGUGGUGCUGGCUCUUUCUCUGUACCACAAGGAUUUGGCAUGGCUGUUGCAGGUGCCCUUGCUUUCCUCCUGUGA
Messenger RNA from Talaromyces rugulosus, 1707 nucleotides. RefSeq lists its product as uncharacterized. The transcript has a single exon. The coding region runs from base 1 to 1707 and encodes 568 amino acids. The record is from RefSeq and is a predicted model, not a curated record. NCBI's taxonomy places the organism in Eukaryota, Fungi, Ascomycota, Eurotiomycetes, Eurotiales, Trichocomaceae.